This is a messenger RNA of Mytilus californianus (California mussel), 1519 nucleotides long. Its product is annotated as monocarboxylate transporter 12-like. Gene Ontology annotation, biological process: transmembrane transport. Bases 97 to 1431 code for a protein of 444 amino acids. NCBI's taxonomy places the organism in Eukaryota, Metazoa, Mollusca, Bivalvia, Mytilida, Mytilidae. The record is from RefSeq and is a predicted model, not a curated record. Gene Ontology annotation, molecular function: monocarboxylic acid transmembrane transporter activity. The transcript is spliced from 7 exons.
ACAAGCUUUCCUGAUACAAAUAAGUAAUAAUUAAAAAGUUUAAGCCAGUAAAAGAAGGAGGAAAAUAUUGUCUACAUUAAAAACGAGGAUGUUUUGAUGUACAGUUUAACUUACGACAUGAAUAAGUAUUUGGAGAAAUUGACCAAAGUAGCAGCAUGUUGCCACUGGGGAUUAGUUAUAGUUGUUGCCUAUUUUGUAUUAACUUUUCUGUCAGUGGGAUCAACGAGUGCAAUGGGAAUAUACUAUAUCUAUAUAAUGGACAAAUUUAAAGUUAACCUAACAUCAGCAACGGUGAUAGGAGCAUUGAAUACAGCAGUAGGACACUCAGGGGCCAUUAUUGCAAUGCCAUUUGUUGAAAAGUUUGGAGAGAGACCUGUUAUGAUCCUUGGAGGAGUUUUAAAUCUAAUUGGAUACAGUACGUCUAUAUUUGUGACGUCAUUCCCUUUAUUAUAUACAACAAUGGGUAUAAUUCCAGGUCUCGGAAUCUCAUUUUCAAGGGUCAGUAUGGUAAUUGCAGUUAACAGAUAUUUCCAAAAAGCUAAAAUGCUUUCCGUAUCGUUUGGAGUAGUUGGCGCUUCUGUUGGUAUGCUAUCGUUUCCACUUUUAAUAAGGUUCCUUGCAGAGUUAUAUGGAUUGAACGGUGCAUUGCUUAUUCAUGCUGGUUUGAGCUUUAAUAUAGUAGCUUGUGGGGCAGCAAUAUUUCCAUCUGAAAGAAAACAACUUAACAAAGAAAAGAGUGAGGAGGAUAAACAGAAAGUAUGUUGUAAUAAAGAGACUGUAGACUUUUCCUUUUGUCUGCAACCACCUUACAUAGCUUAUAUGAUUACAAACUUUCUAUUUAUGGCUGCAUUGUAUAUACCAAGCACUCAGAUUCCAAGACAUGCUGUGUCAAUUGGAAUAAGUGUCAAGGAUAUUUCAUUUGCAAUAGCAGUUAGUGGAAUUGGAAAUAUGUUUGGCCGAAUAUCUUUUGGCGUUCUGUCACAUUGUUGUGAGAGCCAUGUGGUAAAGUUCUGGAUAAUAUGUUUGACUUGCAGUGGGCUGAUAAUGUUAAUGGUACCGUUUUCAACAAAAGUGGAAGAAUUUAUGAUCUUCAUGAUUAUUUAUGGAUAUUUUGAAGGAGCGUCUAGUGUUGGCUGGAAUAUUAGUCUUUUUAACCUUAUCAAGCUUAAGUACUACGAAAGAGGAAUCAGCAUAGCUUACUUUGUAGCUGGAAUAGGACUUGCAGUAGGAAGUCCUUUUACAGCGUUCCUGAGCGAACACUUUGGUUCAAAUGGGAUAUCAUACUAUAUUGGAUGUGGAAUGUUUGUUUUAGGUGCUUUUAUAAUGAUUCCAUUUGCGUCAAUAUCAGCCAAAACAUAUAGCGUGUUUCCGCCAUCAAAAAAACAAAAUGAACCUAACUCAUCUGUAUAUGGGUCAUUUUCAAAAAAUUAAAAUUGCAAAAUUGAAUAAAAGUUACUAGUUUAAACCACCCUCUUCAUAAGCAAAUCAGUACAAACAAUACUUUUGGAACAAUAUAUUU